This is a messenger RNA of Chrysochloris asiatica (Cape golden mole), 4233 nucleotides long. It is a transcript of the gene SNAPC4, whose product is annotated as small nuclear RNA activating complex, polypeptide 4, 190kDa. Lineage: Eukaryota; Metazoa; Chordata; Mammalia; Afrosoricida; Chrysochloridae. The coding region runs from base 1 to 4233 and encodes 1410 amino acids. The transcript has 25 exons. The record is from RefSeq and is a predicted model, not a curated record.
AUGGCCACGGACUCUGAGCGAGAGAAGAUCGAGCAGGAGAUCCGGGAGCUGGAGAGGAUCCUGGAGCCCAGCUCUUCCCGCAUCAGCGUGGAGCUCUGUGAGUCCAGUCUGGACUCAGAGUCCGAUGCAGAUUCACUGCUGCAGGACGAGGACUCGGACGCCCCUGACCCCCCGAUCUCGGAAGAAGAUAGGUGGGGUGAGGCCAGCAAUGAGGAGGAGGACCCUAAAGACCGGAACCUCCCCGAAGACCCUGAGACCUGCCUGCAGCUGAACAUGGUCUAUCAGGAGGUGCUGCAGGAGAAGCUGACCGAGGUGCACCUGCUGCUGGCCCAGAACCGCGCCCAGCAGGAGGAGAUCAUGGGGAGCCUGGCUGGCUCCAAGGUGAAGGUCAGGAAGAGCCUACCUCCUCACAUGUUUAUUGGGCACUUCAUGAAGCCCUACUUCAAAGAUAAGGUCACUGGAGUGGGGCCCCCGGCCAACGAGGAUAUGCGGGAGAAGGCCGCCCAGGGCGUCAAGUCCUUCGAGGAGCUCCUGGUGACCAAGUGGAAGAGCUGGGAGAAAACCCUGCUCAGGAAGUCCGUGAUUAGUGACCGCCUGCAGCGACUGCUCCAGCCCAAGUUACUCAAGCUCGAGUACUUGCAGCAGAAGCAGAGUCAGGUCUCCGGGGAGACUGAGAAGCAGCUCCUAGACAAGCAGAUCCGGGACACAGAGAAGGACAUGGAGGAUAUUCACCAGCUUUCAGAAGAGGCCCUCCUGGGUACCAGACAGGACAACCAUGACUGGGAAAAGAUCUCCAACGUGAACUUUGAAGGUGGCCGCAGUGCAGAAGAGAUCCGGAAGUUCUGGCAGAACUGUGAGCAUCCGAGCAUCAACAAGCAGGAGUGGAGUGAGGAGGAGGUGGAGCAGCUGAAGGUCAUCUCGGCCCAGCACGGCCACCUGGAGUGGCAGGAGAUAGCCGAGGAGCUGGGGACGCAGCGCAGUGCCUUCCAGUGCUUACAGAAAUUCCAGCAACACAACAGGGACCUGAAGCGCAAGGAGUGGACGGAGGAGGAGGACCGCAUGCUCACCCAGCUGGUGCAGGAGAUGCGUGUCGGCAGCCACAUCCCCUACCGCAGGAUUGUCUACUACAUGGAGGGCCGUGAUUCCAUGCAACUCAUCUACCGCUGGACCAAGAGCCUGGACCCCAGCCUGAGGAGGGGCUGCUGGACCCCCGAGGAAGACAGUAAGCUGCUUCAGGCUGUCGCUAAGCAUGGUGCCCAGGACUGGUUUAAAAUCCGGGAGGAGGUGCCGGGCCGGAGUGACGCCCAGUGCCGUGACCGAUACCUUCGAAGGUUACAUUUCAGUCUGAAAAAAGGACGAUGGAAUCCAAAAGAAGAAGAAAAACUCAUAGAAUUGAUAGAAAAACAUGGGGCUGGUCACUGGGCAAAAAUUGCGGCAGAGCUGCCACACCGGACAGGCUCCCAGUGUCUGAGCAAGUGGAAGAUCAUGGUCAGGAAGAAACAGAGGCACUGGCGCCGGCGGCGGAGGCCCCAGCGGUGUAUCCGGUGGAGUUCCAGCAGUGAGGAGAGCGAGGACAGUGGGGACAGUAGCAGUGAGGACACAGAGACCGAGCCUGAAGACACCUCAGGAGCCAGCGGGGAAGGCGAGGUGCCACCGCCAACCCCAUAUGUGGUGCCAAGCAUGGAUCUGUGGGUUCCUGCCAGGCAGUGCCCCACCAAGUUAUGGGCAUGUGCCCAGGAUUGGUCAGGGCGACCACCUGUCCUGUCCCGUCCCCUCAAAGAGGCAGAAACUGACCAUCAUGGUAGCAUCCAACACCAGCGCUUGGCAAACACGUGCCCAACCAGUGACCAGGAGUUGGGGGACAAGCAUGGGACACACGGGCAGGAGGUGUCCCCGGAGACAGUGCUGCGGGUGCUCCGAGCCAACACCGCUGCCCAGGGCCGCCCCCUGAAGGAGCAGUGGAGGCGGCCGCAACAGCCCCUGUCCAGCAGGCCCCCGGGACCCAGCCUUGGGAGCAGCUCUGGCCCCCUCUGGCCCCCUCCCUCUCCACACGGGCUGCGGCGCCAGAGACACAGGCACGCCCUGCAGAGGAGGCUCCUCAACCGCAGACUCUUGAUGGCUGUGGGCCCCUGGGUGGGCAAAGUUGUCCUGCCACCCAGACAGGCGCCUCGGAGACCCACGGUGCAGACCAGAGCUGAUGCCAUCUGGAGGCAGCUGCAGAAUUCCCAUUUGAAGAGCACGCCGGUGUUCACGCUGCUGAUCCAGCUUUUCCAGAUUGACGCUGACGGCUGCAUGGAGGUCAUCCGAGAGAGGAAGACCCAGGCCCCCACCGUGCUACAUCAUCUGCAGGCCCAGCACCAUGCAGGCGUGCCAACUCAGGCCACAAGGCAAAGCAGCAGCCACAGUGACAGCAGGAGGUUGGGAACCCAUCAGCCCAGGUCACCAGGCCCCUCGCCAGUUCUGUCAGGCCCCCGGCCCAAGGCCAAGACUGUGUCCCAGCUGCUUCGUGAGAAGAGGUUACAGGAGGCGCAGGCCAGGCGGACCAUCCUGGACCCAAGGCCACUUCCUCUCCAGCUGCUGGUCUCCUCGCCUGGAGGCUCCCUACCCACUCUGCAGCCAGCCCCCCAAGGACCCCCAGCUGCAGGCCCACCUGUCUGCAAUAUGCCAGGACUUGGGGUCCCCAUAGGGGCUGCUCCAGGUACUGCUAACCCCCUGCAGGGGGCUCAGAUCUCAGCCAAGGAACAGAGACCCCACAUCCUUCAAGCCCCGAUCCCCACCCUGACCCCGAUCGGAGGCUCCAGGAACCAGGUCCCCAUCCUUGGUUAUCAGAGGGGCCUGGGGCAGUCACAGGCCCCCACCUCAUCCCGGAAGCAGGGCCUACCUGAGCUGCCACUCCUCCUCCCUGCGGCCCCCAGCCCUGCCCAGCUCCCUGCCCUCAACCUAGUGCCCACCCAUGUGGCAGCUGGUACCACCCUGCCUGUCACAUGGGUGCUUGUGCCUUCAUCUGUGCCAGCCAUGGUGGGCCUCCCCCGGCCUGCAGUGAGCUCUGGCCCUGGGGGCUCGGUGACUCUGCUGCCCUCCCCAGCCUCACCCCCCAGGGCGGCCCCCACCCUCCACAGUCCUGCAGAGGCAACUGGGGAGCGGGCCUCUGCCCUUGGGGCAGCCCCUCCCCAACCUGCAGCGUCCUCCCGCUCUGAAGCAGAGCCACCCUCAUCCCAGCCUUGCCCCAAGAAGGGUCCCCUGGCCACAAGUCUCCUCUCGCUGGAAGAAGCAGGGGACACACAGGCAUGGCUGAGGGGCCAGCGGGGGGGCUGUGUGCCAUCUUUGGGAAAGAGACUGCCCUACCAGCCCCCCGCACUGUGUACCCUGAGGACCCUGUCCAGCCUCCUGCUCCACAAGGAGACCUUAGAAUACAAGGCUGCCACCCUGGUACCGGGCACUGCAGUGGGCACUGAAGGUGGACCCCAGGCCGGAGCUCUGAAGGCUGCCUUGGACAUGGUGCACACGAGGCUUGGGGACAGCCCGGCCUACCUGCUGCUCAAAGCCCGAUUCCUGGCCGCCUUCUCCCUGCCUGCCCUCCUGGCCACCCUUCCCCCACUGGGUGUCUCUACCACCCUGUCCGCCAGCACUCGACUAGACUCGGACAGUGAGGAUGAGAGCCUUCUGGGGGACCCCAAAUGCCCUGAUGGAGUGGGCCCCCAGGCCAGGCCUCAGCACCCUGCCGAGACUCCCCAGACAACCGCCCAACACUCAGGACUCAAAACGGCCGGAAGCGGGGGCGACUGUCCUGACAGAGCACAGUCCUAUGGCCCACUGUGCAUUGCGGCACAAGCACACAUGUGCGCACUGUCGACCCAGACGGGGCAGGGAGAGCGUUGUGGUCUGCCUGUGGUCUGCUCAGGCCCAGGACACCCUGCCACCGCGAUGUGCCUGAGUUCCGGGGGCUACUCCCACCCGCAUGAGGGAACAGAGGCGCCAUCUGCCCGUGUCCACGGUGUCAUCCCUAUGCCGUCUCCUGAGGGCUGCUUCAGGCCCAGGAAGUGCCAGGGGCCGCGGCCCCGCCCUCCCGGGCAGCAGGUUGUGGCUACAUCUGGGCACCAGGCAGAGUAUUGGCACAGCCCACAGGCAGCAGCCAGCCAAGGACCUGAGGUGGGUUGGCUGGUGUUGGGGGUCUUUGUUGGUGCUCCAGGGCAGCAGCAGAUCAGCAGACCCCCUGGUGCCGAGGAUCCCUAA